Messenger RNA from Erinaceus europaeus (western European hedgehog), 3728 nucleotides. It is a transcript of the gene TSPAN18, whose product is annotated as tetraspanin 18. NCBI's taxonomy places the organism in Eukaryota, Metazoa, Chordata, Mammalia, Eulipotyphla, Erinaceidae. Gene Ontology annotation, cellular component: membrane. The transcript is spliced from 12 exons. The record is from RefSeq and is a predicted model, not a curated record. Bases 706 to 1452 code for a protein of 248 amino acids.
CGGGCCGAGCGGCGCGGAGGUGGGGCCGCGGGCGGCGAGCGGGCGGGGGCUGCAGCUGCCUCCGGCGUCUCGGGGACUCCAGGCUGCGGGGCGGACGCAGCGCCAAGCGAUCCACCGCGGAGCCGCACGAGGCCGCCCGAGCCCCGAGCUCCGAGCCCGGAUCCCCGGGGAGCGUCGCCGCCGCCCCGCGCUCGCCCUCGGGUCCCCACACACGCGCCGCCGCCCGCCGCCACCCAGGAGGCAACCACCGUCCGCAAGUUGCGAGAGCUCCCGGGAAACUUUCCCCCCCGCCCCGGCGGGACUUGGUGCGGGGUCGGGCCGCCGCCGCUGGAAGCUUCUUGCUGGGGAGAUAGGCUUCAGAGCCAAGGCAAACAGCUCUGUGGCCACAGCCUGCUCUUCUGGUGCUGAGGGCUCUGGUCUGAGAUGGGGGAGAAUUCCGAGUCCACUUCAGGAGCAGGCACAGUGGAUAAAGGUGGGCAUCUCCUGGACAGUCCCAAGCUCACCGUGGUGAGAUUUUCUGACGCUUUCAGUGAUGCAGCCUGAAUCCUCUGGAUUUAGCUUCUAGAAACACAGAGCAACACUUCUCAAGGCUUCCCCAUCCAGCUGCCCAGGACAAGCUGGACUGGUAAAAGAACGACAACAAGGUGCUCUGACCAGGAGGAAACUGUCCUGCUGACGUGUCAGGAGCUGCCCAGGUGGAGCACCAUGGAAGGCGACUGUCUGAGCUGCAUGAAGUACCUCAUGUUCGUGUUCAAUUUCUUCAUCUUUCUGGGAGGGGCCUUCCUUCUGGGCCUCGGCAUCUGGGUCCUGGUGGACCCCACGGGCUUCCGGGAGAUCGUGGUCUCCAACCCACUGCUCAUCACGGGCGCCUACGUCCUGCUGGCCAUGGGCGGCCUGCUCUUCCUUCUGGGCUUCCUGGGCUGCUGCGGGGCCGUCCGUGAGAACAAGUGUCUGCUGCUCUUUUUCUUCCUCCUCAUCCUCCUCAUCUUCUUGGCUGAGCUCUCUGCCGCCAUCCUGGCCUUCAUCUUCAGGGAAAAUCUCACCCGCGAGUUCUUCACCAAGGAGCUCACCAAGCAUUACCAGGGCAACAACAACACCGAUGUCUUCACAGCCACCUGGAACUCAGUCAUGAUCACAUUUGGCUGCUGCGGGGUGAAUGGGCCCGAAGACUUCCAGUUCGCGUCUGUCUUCCGACUCCUGAUGCUGGACAGUGAUGAGGUGCCAGAGGCCUGCUGCAGGAGGGAGCCCCAGGCUCGGGAUGGGGUGCUGCUGAGCCGUGAAGAGUGCCUCCUGGGGCGGGACCCCUUCCUCAACAAGCAGGGCUGCUACACUGUGAUCCUCAAUGCCUUCGAGACCUACGUCUACCUGGCUGGAGCCCUCGCCAUCGGGGUGCUGGCCAUCGAGCUCUUCGCCAUGAUCUUUGCCAUGUGCCUCUUCCGGGGCAUCCAGUAAACCCACAGCCUGGGGUGCCUCGCCAGGCACUCAGCACCCACCGCCUCCCCUCCCCGCACCCUGGCCCCAGGAGGCUGCCAUGAGGGGCAGGGCCAAAUAGCUAUUUUUCUAACAGAACUAAAUCAACUUUGGAAUAGGGCCUGAACUUGUCGCACGGGUCCCAGCCUGCAAAACCGGGGUGCAGGGUGUGCUACAGCCCCUAGGAGCAGGGCCACAGGUCCCUUCACUGUCCCCUGGCGGCCUGGCCUAAGCCCUCUCCUCGUGGUCUCGGGACUAGCAGCUGAAUAGCAGGGAAUGAGGCACCAAGGAGGCAAAGGUGCCCCCGAAGGUAUCACAGCCAGGGAGACGCAGCCACUCACUAUAGGACUGAGGGCCCACAAGCGCCCCCUCGUGGUCAGAGGAUGGUCCAGCACCGAGCCCGGAGUGCCUGCAAGCAAACCUGUUGAUCCCAGAGUCAUCUGGAAGACCCAGAGGGACAAGGUCUCUCUCAGCCACACAGCAAGUCAGGACACCUGAGCAGAAACUGGGCCAUCCCCAGGUUGCCGGCCACUGCAUCUUAGGGACCAGAGGGCUGACCACUGGGGAACUGUCUUUUCUCAACUACACAGUGAAGAAAAUUCUGGAGUCUGUUUCCCGUCCACACACCUAAGCCCCCAGGAAUCACCCACACGUACACUCGCAUUCCCUGUCUAUACUGCCUGCAGGCCUUGCCAUGAGCCUGGCCCCUUCUCUGCUCCCCAAUAAUCACCCCCAGGGGCCCAGAGCUGGGAAGAUUCCCAGGCUCACCUGGCCCCUCCCAUCACCCCCACCCUAGAACUGAAGCCUGGAUAUCUUCCGCCAAGAUCCUUACCCAGCCUUCUAUGCUGUCUUCUUGCACACCUGCAGGGACGGGCAGCUCACUACCUCCCAAGGCUGCCUCCAGCCUCUGGACCUAACUCUAACAUCAGCUGGCACUCAGCCACACAGGCAGGGCAUCUGCUUUCUGUGGUUCCUGUCACAGCCUCCCUCUGGUUCUCUCUCCUUCCAGAAGCAUUCAGGCCCACACAGUCUCCUGGAACCUGCCUGUCCCCAGGUUCCAAAAUGCCAGGGUGUCCUGGUUCUCUCUGCUGGAUGUGGUAUCUGUCCCUUUACCAUCACUAGCACACUUCUGAGUGUCCUCCACCCCCCACCCCCAGAUGUCCAUAUAAAUCAGUCCCUACAUCUCCAGUUCCAGGAGUGUUGGCAACUGGAAUGCAAGUGACCUCAGCCCUGGGCAAGCAGGGAUCACUGCCAGAGGCUGUGCCAAGCGUCCAAGGUCUGGUCUGGGCUCCUUGGCAGAGAAUAGUGGAAGCCUGAUCAGUGAAAUCUUCAGCUCAGUUAGUGAUGUCUAACUAACAGAUAUCCAAAGCUCUAUUAGUGAUGUCUGUCACAGGCACUGAAGUGGCAGGAGCAGCACAGGACCUGGGAAGAGUUUACUGUGUGUCUCAGCUUCCAACCUCCCUUCAGCAGCUCAGCGGCUGGGAGAGGCAGAGCUGUGCCUGGGCCUCAGUGCCCGCUGCCCUGCCCACCCCCCAGCCCUUGCCCCUCCUGAGAAGCAGCCUGAGCUCUGUGCCUCUUGUAAAGAUUGGGUUUGAUGCUCCUCCCUUAUCCUCUGCCACUGUUCCUUACCCUUCUUGCAAGUUUCCAAAGUGGGUGUUUACCCACCCAUAUGCUUAGCUCUGCUUCCUGGGAGAGGCACACAGUCUACCCCUCCUGGACUCCUGCACAGAGCGAACUCAGGCUCUUUGGAAGGUAAAAGAGUUGGUGAAUUCUUUUUCAUUCCUGGGCCCCCUAGGACUGGGGAUGGGGCAGGGGCAACACAGAGGAGCCAGGGGCAGGGUUCUCAUUCUCAAUGGCUUCCUGAGAGGUGCCAGGGAGCCCGGACUCUGCCCUUCUACUGGUCAUUCUCUCAGGCUGGAGAGGAUGAGCUCUCUCUUAACCAAUAGCUUCAAUCAGAUUCGAGUCACACAAGCCCCCAAACUAGGCUGGUCCAGAUACAGCCCAUAAUAGGCACUGGUGGCUGUUAGUAGCUGUUGGAGGUGGGUGGGAACAGAGUGGGGACACAACCUUCUUUGACCCCUGGCCCCCGGCAAGAGUCAGGAAGACCCCUUACUAUUAGACCCACACAGCCUGCCCCAUCCCAGAAGUUACACCAUCUUGGAAAAGAAAAUACAUGAUAGGACUGAGGGCUGGCUGGAUCCCCUGAACCUCCCGGUCCCUCUCUCUCAUCCACACCUCAAGGGCCCAGGCCAGACUCU